AACCCCCUCAUUUUUCUUUCACAUUGCGCCCAAUUAGAUUUCCAUUGCUCUAACUUUCCCUCUCCCAAAACCCUUCGAAUUCUCUCUACUCUCAUCAAUGGCUCCCAAGGCAGGCAAAAAGCCCGCUGCAGAGAAGAAGGUCGCCGCCGCCGAGAAGCCGGCGGAGGAGCCGAAGUCCCCCGUAGCCGAGAAGACGACUCAGGCGGAGAAGAAGCCGAAGGCCGGGAAGAAGCUUCCCAAGGAUGCGGGCGCUGCCGCCGCCGGAGAUAAGAAGAAGAAGAGGUCGAAGAAGAGCAUCGAGACCUACAAGAUCUACAUCUUCAAGGUCCUGAAGCAGGUCCAUCCAGACAUCGGGAUCUCCAGCAAGGCGAUGGUGAUUAUGAACAGUUUCAUCAACGACAUCUUCGAGAAGCUCGCUCAGGAGGCCUCCAGAUUGGCUCGCUACAAUAAGAAGCCCACGAUCACUUCCAGGGAGAUCCAGACUGCAGUGCGGCUUGUUCUUCCAGGUGAAUUGGCGAAACACGCCGUGUCUGAGGGAACCAAGGCCGUGACUAAGUUUACCAGCUCUUGAAUUAAUCAAUUUGAUCUGUGUUUCUAUCUAGGGUUUUGUUGUUCUGCGUUUUGGGGAUGAAAUAUUGUGAUCUUUUGCCGAUUAGAAGUAACAGCUUUAAUGUAAAGUUAUUAUUACUUGUUUCCUUAAUCUAUCAAUGGAAUCCUUUUCUGUUUCUCCAUUCCAUUUUGUUCUCUUCCUUCUGCUCUCCAUUUUAGCUGCAUUCGAUUGAUUUCUGUUUGCACUUUUUAUAACUUUAUCAAGGUUUUUUUCACUAAGAUUGAUUCUGAUUUCUGAUUUUAUUGAAUAGAAUAAACAAAGGAGGUUUUG
Messenger RNA from Cuscuta campestris, 880 nucleotides. NCBI's taxonomy places the organism in Eukaryota, Viridiplantae, Streptophyta, Magnoliopsida, Solanales, Convolvulaceae. The record is from the annotation of a GenBank genome assembly.